This is a messenger RNA of Dioszegia hungarica, 2421 nucleotides long. RefSeq lists its product as uncharacterized. The transcript has 5 exons. Lineage: Eukaryota; Fungi; Basidiomycota; Tremellomycetes; Tremellales; Bulleribasidiaceae. The coding region runs from base 1 to 2421 and encodes 806 amino acids. Gene Ontology annotation, biological process: maturation of SSU-rRNA from tricistronic rRNA transcript (SSU-rRNA, 5.8S rRNA, LSU-rRNA). The record is from RefSeq and is a predicted model, not a curated record. Gene Ontology annotation, cellular component: nucleolus; small-subunit processome.
AUGUCGCUCUUCGGUCAGACCAAGCGCCAUACCCCACCCUUCACCCCAAAAGGUCGUCGGUCGCCCUUACCCAUGUUCUCCGGCGCCGACGAGAAGCGCUUUCACCCCGCAUCAGGCUCGACCUCCACCUCGGGCCUAUUCACCACCGUCUACCUCCCCAUUCCUCGCAUACCAUUCCGGACUUCGGCGGACGAGAAUGGUACGGCCGGAUCAUCACGGUACGACUACCACGAGAAGCGGACGCGGCAGACGCGGUAUGUCCGCGUAUGCCUGCCCAUCCCCCCGAGGUUGUAUGCGCGGCUCGUACACCCUUCCAGGCCAAUACGGGCGUUACUGGCGUUCUUGUUGCUGCUAGGCGUACUGGUGCUAUUGCUGGGAUUUAGGAGAAGACCGGGCGGAGGAGGAGGGUGGUCUCCGCCAUUCUCGGAACCAGACUCACUGGUCCUGACGCAUGAGGAGGUCGCUGCGAUAUGGGAAUGGGAGGUAUUAAGCGGGCAUCAUCCCAGUAUACAGCAACCGCCGGACCAUCUACCCCUCUUGUCAGCCCUCACCAACCCCUCCGUCCCAUAUUCCCUCGCUCCUUCUACGACAAACGACACCUCCUCACCCCUCCUCGCGCACCAUCAGCGCACAUCUCAAGCGCCUGAAGGGCAUCUUGUCGGAUCAGGACCAGAACGGACAUUUGUGGCGGCGUGGGAAGGCGGAGAGGCGGUACAUGGGUAUCCAGCGAGACCGCUGCCGGGGCUGGUGAUGGACCUGGACACUAUGCUGGAACGGUGUGAUUUCGGGACCUACAAGUACGUCCGAGACUGCCUUGAAUUCCUUCGAGUCGGCGGUGGACUAGACAAUGGCCGUCGAGUCCGCCGCGGCAACUACCUCAGCACAUUCAAGCAAAUGUACUACGAAACAUCCCCUCCGACGCACGACUUGAAGAAUUGGACACCACGUCUCACACCCUCCCACUCCCGCGACCAUUCCCUCUCCCGAACACCCCUCACCCUCAACCCUCUCCUACCCCUCCCCACCUCCAUAUCCUCCACAACGCCCUGUGACCCCGACCGGCCACGGGUAUUCCACAUGUUCUGGGCGGGACCUUUCUCCGACAAACCCUACAUGGCGGUCAUGUCCUUCCUCUUCACUCAGAACCUCGGUCUCGAUUCGGAUAUCGCCAGCGGGUCGGAUACCAUCCGGAAGGCAUGCCGACCGCAAUUCUGGGUUUGGAUCAACCCGGGCCCAGCGGCGGCGGUACCCAACCCCUCGGCCAAGCGGGAAAUGUACGAACAGCUCGCAACCAACCCAUGGUCCGCGCCGUUCCUGCAUGAACGCUUCCUGGACGUCGUCAAGUUCAAAAUGUGGAACACUACGGAACAGCUUGACGGGGUCGACGAGCUCCGGGAUCACUGGCGGACGAUGCCCAUCUUCAACUCGGGCGGAAACACCUACAAGCCCGCUGCGCCCGCUCAGCAGACGACGGCUGCUCCUGCUCCGGCGGACGAGCCCAAUAUGGGCGACGUGGUCGAGGCGGUCGAGACUACCGAAGCUCCUGUCCCUCGUAAAAAGAAGGAUGGGCUCUUUGAGAAGGUCGGAUCGACCUCGGAAUCAGACUAUGACCGUCUCUCCGUCAUUCUGUCGGAUAUGGCCCGAUUCGUCCUGACGCAUCGAUACGGCGGUAUCUACCUCGACGCGGAUACAAUCUUCCUGCGCGACUGGGAAGAGUUGUGGAAUUAUCGCGGGCAAUUUGCGUACCGGUGGUCAUGGCACCAAAAGUACAAUACGGCGGUGUUGAAGCUGCACAAGGGGAGUGCGUUGGGCACGUUCCUCUUCAAGACGGCCCUGGAGAAUGGGAUGGACUUCCACCCGAUGACGGUUAGCAAGUACCUGAAGGAUGCGGGGCUGGAUAAGCUGCUUUUCCGGAUACCGGAUGCGCUGUUUGAUCCGGCGUGGUUGAAUAUGGAGAGGUAUCAGAGGGAGCGGCCGCCUUUCCCAUACUUCCCAGAAUUCUCCGUCUUCUUCUCGAAUGACCGGAUGGAUACUGCUGGACCACAACAGCUGGGCUUCGACGGCUUCUUCCGCGGGGCCUUCUCGUACCACUUCCACAAUUUCUGGUGGCUCCCCUUCGACAAAUCUCGCAACUUCCCUGACCUCGGCCCUCGGUUCAUCAAGGGCGAAAAGGCCCUCCGCGAUGCUCAGCGCGCUGCCGCCCGGCUCGCAGCUGGUGACUCCGAGUCGGAGGCGGGACUCACGGCAGUAGGGGACAGCCCUGACGUGUCCACUCGGGCAGAUAUGGACGACGAGGUGGAUCUGAGUUGGUCGGCGGUGAUGAAGCGGACGUUUGAAGGGUAUUUGCGGCAGGAGAGGCCGAACAUGUAUGGGGAGUGGUUGAGCUGGGAGAGAGGGAACAAGAGGGAAGACAGGGAUUGA